AUGACAGCUAAAGCACUAUUUCCAACACUUUAUGAUGAGAAGACAAAAGUGUGGAGCGGAUUGCCCUUGCGUAAGCUGUACGAUGCCAACUGCUCGGUGGGCGAAAGGAUAUACAAUUCCGUCAAGAGCUAUCCCACAAAUGUCGUCCAAAUCUCGAAUAUGGACGAACGUGUGGUGACCUUUGGAGAGGUGCACGUCUGGGCCGCACGCCUGGCUUUGUACCUGAAGAGUGAGGGACUUACCCAUAAGGAUGUCGUCGGCAUUAUUGGCAAUGCCAGCACCUUCACCAGCUCCCUUGUUGUGGGCUGCCUGUUCAACGCGACUCCCUUCCAUGCCGUGGCCUACACCUACAUGAAGGAGCCCCAAGUCAUUCAAGAUCUAUAUGAGACAACAAAGCCAAAGAUUAUGUUCUGCGAUGGUAAAGACUAUGAGAUCAUGAAGGAAGUAACGAAGGCCUGGAAUCCCAAGUACGUUACGCUAACUGGACGCGUCGAAGGCGUACCAUAUAUUGAAGAUCUGCUGAAGCCACAUCCCAUGGAGCGCUUCUACCAACCAUUGCCUUUGGCCACUGACGGUAAUCAAAUAGCGGCCAUUCUCUGCUCAUCGGGCACAUCGGGCAAGCCGAAAUCUGUGGCCAUCUCGCAUAGACAGCUCAACAAAGUAGAGGCAAUCGGAAACUGCACAGAUGUGAUCCUAACUAGUGCUACUCUAGACUGGAUGACGGGUCUCAUGCUAAUGAUGCUGUGCUUCUUUUAUGGCAGUAGUCAAGUCAUAUUCAAUGAACCAUUCAAUGGCGACAGCUUCAUCCGCAUGAUCGAAAAGUACAAGGUCACCCUGAUUGUGAUGGCACCCUGGCAGGGCUUUGAGGUCUACACAAGUCCAUUGGCUACUGAGCAGAGCUUGUCUAGUGUACGCAUGAGUAUCGUUGUUGGUGGCUGGCUGUCGAUGAAAAUACUGCAGAGGGGGCAAGAGCUCAUGAAGAAUGCCCAUAUCGUGUUCGCGUAUGGAGCGACUGAGACGGGCACAAUAGCCCUUAACAUUGACCAGAGCCUGGCAAGUUCUGUUGGCAAACUGCCACCAGGAGUUCGGAUUAAGAUCAUUGACGAUGAGGGUAAUUCGCUGGGGCCUAACCAGGUCGGCCAAAUUCUUAUUGACAUUGGCGUCACAUGGCAGGGCUAUGUGGCCAAUCCUGAGGAUACGGCCUCCACCUUUCGGGAUGGCUGGAUUGAUCUGGGUGAUCUCGGCUACUUUGACGAUGACAACAAUCUGUUUUUGGUAGAUCGCAAGAAGGAUGUGCUCAAAUACAAAUCAAAGGACUUCUGGCCCAACGAAAUUGAGCAAAUUAUUACGGAGCUGCCAGAUGUGGAAAAUGUUUGCGUUGUCGGCGUGAGGAACACGAACUAUACCGAUGCAGCUGGUGCACUGGUAAUCAAAAAACCCGGAGCCGAAAUCUCCAAGGAGAAGAUCAUCGAGCAYGUGGCAAAGCGCGUUGUUGUCGAAUACAAGCAGCUGAACGCUGGCGUCCAGUUUGUCGACAGUUUGCCCAUGAACAACAAUGGUAAGGUGGUCAGAAACUUGGCCAGGAAACAGUUUGAGUCGCUCAUGGAUGUUCAGGAAUCAUAG
This is a messenger RNA of Drosophila arizonae, 1623 nucleotides long. RefSeq lists its product as uncharacterized. Gene Ontology annotation, biological process: fatty-acyl-CoA biosynthetic process; long-chain fatty acid metabolic process. Gene Ontology annotation, molecular function: long-chain fatty acid-CoA ligase activity. Lineage: Eukaryota; Metazoa; Arthropoda; Insecta; Diptera; Drosophilidae. The record is from RefSeq and is a predicted model, not a curated record.